GUCCUUCCUUCCCUGAGCCGCAGCGUUAGCCGCCUGACAGAAAUCCAUCCCUGGAGAAAAAAAUCCAGAUUAACUCGAAAUCCUCCAAAAACCGAGCGGGUCUGUGGAGUUAUGAUGGGCGGAAGGACGAGUGCCAUAGCUGCGGGGGUGUGCGGGGCUCUGUUUGUCGGUUACUGUAUCUAUUUCGACAGGAAACGACGGAGUGACCCCAACUUCAAGAACAGGCUCCGAGAGCGGAGAAGAAAGCAGAAGGCUGCCAAAGAGAGGGCAGGCCUGGCAAAGCUUCCAGACCUGAAGGAUGCUGAAGCAGUGCAGAAGUUCUUCCUGGAGGAAAUACAGUUGGGGGAGGAGCUGCUGGCUCAGGGAGACUAUGAGAAAGGUGUGGAUCACCUGACCAACGCCAUUGCAGUGUGUGGUCAGCCUCAGCAGCUACUACAGGUGCUGCAGCAGACUCUGCCACCACCCGUCUUCCAGAUGCUGCUCACCAAACUGCCCAGCAUCAGCCAGCGUAUUGUGAGUGCACAGAGUCUGAGUGAGGAUGAUAUAGAAUAAGAGGACAGCCCAGAGGAAGCCGACCCCACUCCCUGCACCCUGUUUGUCACGUGGACCUUCUCCUUUCAUCAUGAUCUGCCAACACCUCAGUCUCCUGUCACAGAUCACCUCCCACCCAGGCGUCCUAAAGGGGUUUUUCUUUUUUUUUUCUUUUUUUUUAUUCCUAUAUUCAUUAAAGGUUUUUCUUUUUUAACUUAUAUUACCCGUUUUGGGGUAUUAGAAUAUCUUAAUCAUAAGGCCACAAAAAAACAGAAAAACACAGUCGAGCUUGUCCCCAUUCCUGUCUGUAGGUAUAUAAUAACUGACUGGGCUUCAGGGUGGUGCUGCACACAUUUGACAGCAUUACGUGUCAGAUUUACGAUGUCUGAUGUGUUUGUACCACCGUCUCCAUGAUGAUAUCAGUAGUAUAAACAGAAAUCCUCUGUAUGCUCGGAUGAGUAUUUAUUAUUUUGUUAUAUCUUGUCUUUCUUUUCAGUCUAGACUUGGAAACACUUUUAAAAGUGAAUGUUUUGUUCAGUUUAAAGAGGACAGCCCUCUUUAGCAAAAAUAAAAAAUAUGAACAAACCA
This is a messenger RNA of Archocentrus centrarchus (flier cichlid), 1119 nucleotides long. RefSeq names its product translocase of outer mitochondrial membrane 20b (gene tomm20b). The transcript is spliced from 5 exons. Gene Ontology annotation, biological process: protein targeting; protein import into mitochondrial matrix; tRNA import into mitochondrion. Gene Ontology annotation, molecular function: transmembrane protein transporter activity. Lineage: Eukaryota; Metazoa; Chordata; Actinopteri; Cichliformes; Cichlidae. The record is from RefSeq and is a predicted model, not a curated record. The coding region runs from base 112 to 552 and encodes 146 amino acids. Gene Ontology annotation, cellular component: mitochondrial outer membrane translocase complex.